Monoraphidium neglectum is the source of this 2565-nucleotide messenger RNA. Its product is annotated as putative Ribosome biogeneis protein BMS1 like protein. Gene Ontology annotation, biological process: ribosome biogenesis; maturation of SSU-rRNA from tricistronic rRNA transcript (SSU-rRNA, 5.8S rRNA, LSU-rRNA); endonucleolytic cleavage of tricistronic rRNA transcript (SSU-rRNA, 5.8S rRNA, LSU-rRNA). Gene Ontology annotation, cellular component: 90S preribosome. NCBI's taxonomy places the organism in Eukaryota, Viridiplantae, Chlorophyta, Chlorophyceae, Sphaeropleales, Selenastraceae. Bases 1 to 2565 code for a protein of 854 amino acids. The record is from RefSeq and is a predicted model, not a curated record. Gene Ontology annotation, molecular function: GTPase activity; GTP binding; U3 snoRNA binding. The transcript is spliced from 12 exons.
AUGCACAUCGCAGGCGUAGGGGACUUCAGCCUCGAGGAGCUGGACCCGCUGCCAGACCCCUGCCCGCUCCCCGAGUCCGCCGCCGGCGCCGCCGCGGCCGGGCGGCGCCGCACGCUGAAGGAGCGUGACCGGCUGCUGUAUGCGCCCAUGAGCGACGCGGGCGGCCUGCUGUAUGACAAGGACGCCGUCUACAUUGACAUCCCGGACUGGAAGGUGCAGUACACCACCACCUGCGGCGCCACGACCGGCACGCAGGUCGCGGGCGCGCCGAGCGGUACGCUCGAGGCGGCGGAGGGCGAGCAGAUGGUGCGACAGCUGGCGGGCGCCCGCGAGGCGAUCGACGAGAAGCUGGCGGGAAGCCGCAUCCGCGUGUUUGGGGGCGGCGCAGAGCUCGGGGGGUCGGACGAGGAAGAUGAGGAAGAUGAGGGGUCAGAGGGAGAUGAGGAAGAUGAGGGGUCAGAUGAGGAGGGGGAGGAGGGGGACAGCAGUGAGGAGGAGGAGGAGGAGGAGGAGGGGGCGGGCGGCGGCGCGCCCGCACGGCGCAAGGGGCUGCCGGGGUCGGAGCCCGUGAUGCACGGCGGCCGCCUGCGGCGCCGCGCGCUGUUCGGCGGCGGCGCCGGCGGCGAGGAGGAGGAGGAAGGCGGGCAGGCGGCAGCGGACGAGAUGCGGGCGCUGCUCGGCGGCUUUGGCGGCGGCGGCAGCGAUGACGAGGGCGGGUCCGAAGAUGAUGAUGACGAGUCCGAGGGUGAUGAUGAGGAGGAGGAUGAGGAUGAUGAGGAGGAGGGCAUCGGCGGCGCCGCGCGCUGGAAGGCCGGUCUGGCCGCGCGCGCGUCCGCGGUAUUCGCCCCCCGCGGCCGCGACCUGCGGGACAUGAUCUACGGCCAGAGGGCCACCGCGGACGCGGCGGGCGGCGGCGGGGACAGCGGCGGCGGCCGGAAGCGGGGCCGCGGCGCAUUCGAGGCGGGCGGGGGCGACGGAGGGGAAGAGGACGAGGGGGACGAUGAUGACAGCGAUGGGGAGGACCUGUUUAGACUGCGGCGCAGCAGCACUGAGCAGCACGCUGGGCCAGCGGCCGGCGGCGGCGCCAGGGCCGGCGGCGGCGGCGGCGGCGGCGACCCCGUCGAUGGGCCGGACACCAGCCGCCCGGCGGCUGCCGGGCAGCUGCUCGCGAGGCAGCUGGAGGAGCGGUGGGCGGAGGCGGAGGCGGUCGAGGCCCUCAGAAACAGGUUUGUCACCGGUGACUGGGAGGCGGCCGCUGCCCGCGCGGCUGCGCGGCCCGAGGGCGACUCGGGGUCCGAGGAUGGCGGCGGCGGCGACGACGACGACGAGGUUUUCGGAGAUUUCGAGGAUGUAGAGGCCGGCGUCAAGUUCAGUGGCGGCAAGGGCGGUGCCGGCGCCGGGGCCGUGGACGCAGUGACGGCGGUGGCGCAGCAGGCGAUUGCCGAGGCCACGGCCGAGGAGCUGCGUCAGAAGAAGCUGGCCCAGAGGGCGGCCUUCGAGGCCACCUAUGCGUCAGGCGGCGCCAAGGCGGUCGCGCGCGCCGCGACGGGCAAGGGCGGCGCCGGCGGCGGCGACGAGGAGGAGGAGGACGGGGAGGAGGGCGGCGGGCAGGGGCGCAGGCGCAAGGGUGCAUCUGCGCCACCUGGCAUGCGCAAGGCGGACGAGGGUGAGUCAUUUUUCGACGCCCAGAAGCGGGAAAUCCAGGAGCGCGCGCAGGCCACGCGCGACGCGCUCGCGUCGCUCGACCCGCGGACGCGCGCGGCUAUGGCGGGGCACGAGGCGGGGACGUACGUCAGGAUGAGGUUCAAGGGCGUGCCGUGCGAGCUGGUGACGCACUGGGAGCCGCGGCGCCCGCUGCUGCUGGGGGGUCUGGGGCAGGGUGAGGACAAGGCGGGCGUCAUGAGGGUUCGCUUCAAGAGGCACAGGUGGUACCCCAAGACCCUCAAGACGCGCGACCCCCUCAUCCUGUCCGCCGGCUGGCGGCGCUACCAGGCCAUACCCCUGUACGCCCUGGAGGACCACAACCGCCGCCUGCGGGCCAUCAAGUACACGCCGCAGCACAUGCACUGCGUCGCCGCGGUCCACGGGCCGUUCGCGCCGCCAAACACGGGGGUUGUCGCGCUGCAGGCGGGCGUGGCGCUCAACCCCAGCGCGGCGUCGUGGCGCAUCGCGGGCACAGGGGUGGUGCUGGAGCAGGAGGCUGACCUGCGCGUGGUGAAGAAGCUCAAGCUCGUGGGGACACCCUUCAAGGUGCACCGCCACACGGCGUUUGUCGGGGGCAUGUUCACCAGCCAGGUCGAGGCGUCCAAGUUUGAGGGCGCGGCGGUGCGCACGGUCAGCGGCAUACGCGGCACAAUCAAGAAGGCGCUGCGGCCGGGCGUGCAGGGGGGCCGCGACGGGUCGGUGCGCGUGACGUUUGAGGACAAGCCCCUCAUCAGCGACAUCGUCUUCCUGCGUGCCUGGGUGCAGGUGGUCGCUCAUGCGUGGCCCUGCGGCGACGCCGCGAUGGGUGCAGCUCCAUUCCAGGCGCCCCGCCGACCGCCGAUUCUGAACACUCGGCAAUGA